UUUUUUCUUUAACAAUCGUCAUUCCUUUAAUUCAACAAUAAAUUUAAAUGAAAUAAUAAAUAUAAUAGUAUGAACUAUUGGUUGAGAUAUCCGAUUUUAGUUUGUGACGUCAUGCGCAAAACAGUUCAUUCCUUAUCCCCUCCGUAUAUCUAUCCAGCUGUCCGUGGUUUGGCAGUCCGGUGAACGAAUUUCUCAGGGUGAUUAUCACGUAGGUUUUAUGCUGGUGGCCUUUUCCACGAACGACAGUGGAAAUUUAAGGUGUCAAAAUAUCAAUAUACGAUUGAGUGCCAAUCGGAAAGCUGUUAAGUAAAAUUAAUUUUGAACAACCUAUAACGAUAUUGUACGAUAGGGUGGCCUUCGGACUGACAAAAGGCAAAGACGUACGCAGUAGAAACAACUAGCGUUCUCGUGUAUGUAACGAGGUUGUUGAAGUAACCGUCGCGCGGAGCUGUGAUUUCUUCAAUCGGAGUGUAGCAUUAACGUAAGGUGUGGACGGUAUAGAAACGUUCUGGAAUUUCCUCGUAUCAACGAUUUGGGAGCGACGAGCCCAUUUGUGAGGGAUGUCUACCCCCGCAAGAAGGAGACUAAUGAGAGAUUUUAAGAGACUACAAGAAGAUCCACCCACUGGAGUAUCAGGAGCACCCACAGACAAUAAUAUUAUGAUAUGGAACGCUGUUAUAUUUGGGCCACAUGACACUCCAUUCGAAGAUGGUACCUUCAAACUUACAAUAGAAUUUACAGAAGAAUAUCCAAAUAAACCACCCACAGUCAGGUUUAUUAGUAAGAUGUUCCAUCCUAAUGUAUAUGCUGAUGGAGGCAUCUGUUUGGAUAUACUACAGAACCGCUGGAGUCCCACUUACGAUGUCUCUGCUAUUUUGACAUCCAUACAGUCCCUUUUGGAUGAACCAAAUCCAAACUCUCCAGCCAAUUCAUUAGCAGCACAAUUAUAUCAGGAAAAUAAGCGGGAAUAUGAGAAGAGAGUAGCUACUGUUGUUGAACAGUCCUGGUUGAACUUCCAAGAAAGUCACACAGAAGAUACCCGCUGACAUUAAGUAUAGUUAAUUCUAUAUUUUUAUGAAGUUUAUUUCGUAUCCUUUUUCCAUAUUGUUUUUAGGAAUUUAUGGCCUGAAAUGCUUUUUCCUGUAUUACAAAAACAAUACAUUAAAUCCUCCACUGUUCUACAGAACUGUUUUCUAUUUAUUUAACAUUGCUGUUUAAUUUUAUAAUUUGAAAAGAUUUCUUUUUAGUUUGAUACAUUUUUCGGAUAUGAAAAACUUGUAGAGCACUGGAGUGAUAUGGAAUCGUACUAAAAGCAUUAUGUGAUUUUUAUCCACGAACAUAGAUGAAAUGCGUAUGAUUUUGCUCACUAUAACUAGAUUUUAGGCGCUCAUACACAGCAAAAUUUGAAGGAUAUAAAUAUAUGCAUAUAAAUACUG
Molecule: messenger RNA, 1436 nt
Organism: Osmia bicornis bicornis
Lineage: Eukaryota; Metazoa; Arthropoda; Insecta; Hymenoptera; Megachilidae
Gene: Ubc6
Product: ubiquitin-conjugating enzyme E2-17 kDa
Exons: 4
Coding region: 561-1046 (161 amino acids)
Biological process (GO): protein polyubiquitination; DNA repair; proteasome-mediated ubiquitin-dependent protein catabolic process
Cellular component (GO): HULC complex
Molecular function (GO): ubiquitin conjugating enzyme activity
Source: RefSeq, a predicted model, not a curated record